AUGGAGGUCUUCGAUGCAAUCGAAGAUGAGGACGCAGUUGUGGAUAAAAUCUUUAUUGCUCCACCCGUGGUCAGUUUCGAGUCUGACGAAGACACGGGCGAGGAAGACUGCGGAGGAACGUUCAAUAAACUCUCGGUACGGCAGCUUAGCGCUCCCGCCGUGGUGGUCCUCGCCGACGGACGUGUGAUCGGAGAUGAUGAUGAUGGCGACACUGAGGAAGAAGAGGAGCCCCAACAGGCCUCCACCUCAAAGAAACGCUCGCAGAAAGAUGUGUUGGACUACAAUUGGACCAACAGUAAAACGCGCCUGACAAAAUUCCCGGACGCCAGGCCUCUCGCCGUCCCCACAAUUUUGGUUGGAAAGAGCGCAGUUCAGAAGCUGGACUUCUUCCUUUCCGAUGUAUAUCCUCACCUUGUUCGCGAGACCAUCAAGUAUGCGGCGGUGACUGACUCCAACUUCCAGCUCACCAUCGGAGAAUUGAAGCGCGUGGUGGGGAUCUUGCUGCUCUCGGGUUACCACCAGCUCCCCAGUCGCCGACACUACUGGAACACAGAUGAAGAUCUCCAUUGCGCCCUCGUCGCUGGGGCCAUGUCACGCAACAGGUUCGAGGAGAUCAUCCGCUACAUUCACUGUGCCGACAACACGCGCCAGAACAGCAGCGACCGGAUGACAAAGCUGCGUCCCAUGAUGGACAUCCUCAACGCUCGGUUCGGGGAGGCGUAUCCAAUGGACUGCAAUCUUGAUCUGGACGAGGCAAUGAUUGAAUACUUUGGAAGACACGGAUGCAAGCAAGCAAUCCGAAACAAGCCGGUGCGGUUCGGCUACAAGGCCUGGUGCCUGAACAGUGGGACCAACGGCUUCCUGCUCCACUUCGACAUCUACCAGGGGGCGAGUGUAGAUGCCUCUGAAGUGGAACGCAAGUUCGGCAAGGGCGGUGGCACGCUCCUUCGACUUCUGGACAACCUCCCCGAUGCUGUGCGUGCACUUCCGCUACGCAUCUACAUAGACAACUACUUCACCGGCCUCCCGCUAGUUGCAGAGCUGCGCAGAUCAGAAGGCUAUGAAGAGGAAGCCGCGUGGUACACGACAGACACGGCAAACAAGAUUGCGCUCACUCGGUGGAAGGAUAACGCCGUGGUCACCAUCGCCUCCACCCUCGCCGCUGAGCAUCCUCUGCAGAAGGUGUCACGCUGGUCAAGGCAGGAGAAGAAGAAGGUGGCAGUGGACCAGCCAUUUGUUGUCCAGCUGUACAACCGCAGCAUGGGCGGCACGGACCGCGCCGACCAGAGCAUCGAGCUCUACCGCAUCAACAUGCGCCGGAAGAAGUGGUGGUGGCCGAUAUUCACCUGGAUGCUGGACGCGGCCGUCUUCAAUGCAUGGGUGCUGCACCGGCUGGAUGAGCACAGCGGGAUGUCUCUGCUGGAGUUCCGACGCGAGGUGGCCCGAACUCUGGUUGCAGCACCAGGCGCCACUCGAGCUCGGAGAUCGGGCAGACCGCGCGUGUGCGCAGUUGCCGAUGACUCCCGCUUCGACACCGUGGAGCACUGGCCGGAAGUGGCGGCGCAAGGCCGAAAGUGCGCACUGCCGACUUGCAAGUCGCGUCCGUCCAGUGCGUGCUCCAAGUGCCUUGUGGCACUGUGCACUGUGAAGUGUUUCCGUGCUUACCACCAGCCGGAAUAA
Molecule: messenger RNA, 1680 nt
Organism: Syngnathus acus (greater pipefish)
Lineage: Eukaryota; Metazoa; Chordata; Actinopteri; Syngnathiformes; Syngnathidae
Product: piggyBac transposable element-derived protein 3-like
Exons: 2
Coding region: 1-1680 (559 amino acids)
Molecular function (GO): sequence-specific DNA binding
Source: RefSeq, a predicted model, not a curated record